GGGAAAACAAAAAGCGAUUUGUAAAAUCCAAAGCAUCAAAGUGAGAAAAAGAAAGUCUGUCUUUGUUCGUUUCAAUUUAUUCUGUGACUUUACUUCACAGUCAGAUCAGGUGCGCGUUCUCCUAUGUUAGUCUUAAUGUCUUUCUGUGUCUUUUUUGUUUCUGAAGAUCCACCCCCAAACUGUCGCUACGAAGGGUUUCGUUUGCUGAUAAAAAGUCAUCAUCACUGACGUAUAAUUAAGAAUACCAACAAGGUCUGUCUGUGAGCAGCGGGUUGUGUUUCCGCGGAACUUGACAGCCGCUUGUCAGCUGCUGCAAAACGUCUGGCAUCUUACCAAAAUCCGGGAGCGUCUCUUUGACUGUCCGAGUCGAGUUGGCUGCAAACUGCUGCGUUUAUCUCUGCACAGUGACGCCUCAAUAAACGCCGCAGCUGAAACCCUACGGGGGAUUAUCGCUUACAAUGGUCAUUUUGGAUGGACUGUUUAACCACACUCAGCCCUUCGACUAUGACGAAAACUACGAAUAUGAAGAUGAGGAUGCAAGGAAGGCAGUGUGGAUCCCGAUUCUGUUCUCUGUAUUGGUGAUCGUUGGUUUGCUGGGGAAUGGACUUCUCCUGGCAGUCCUGGCUAAGAAGAGGCGACCCUGGAGAAUAUCGGACAGCUUUCUUCUCCAGCUAGGUGUGGUGGACAUCCUGCUGCUGGUGACCCUGCCCUUCUAUGCUGCCCAUGCCACUCAAAGCUGUGGAGUUUGCUCACAGACUGCCCUCAUGGUCUUUGGAGCUUUCUUUAAGAUCAACCUAUAUGUUGGGGCCUUUCUUUUGGUUUGCAUCUGCCUGGAUCACUACCUGUCCUCCAUACAUGCCGGCCAGUGGAGAAGCCACAGAGCCACGUUGGCCACCCUGGCCUCUCUCCUGGGGUGGCUCGUUUCUAUCACCCUUACCGUCCUGGAUGGGAUUUUUCUUGUCAACACUGAGUCAAUGCCAGGAAAAGCCCUCACUGCUCACCCUCGCCCCAAAACUAACGUUGACUGGCAGCUAAUCUCAAGUGCGCUCCACCUUGGAGUCGGCUUCUUGCUCCCUGCGCUUGUCCAAAUCGUGUUCUGUUCCCACAUCAUUAUACGACGCAGAUCCAAUCGCCAGAUCAGGUUAAGGCCUGUUCUGCUCAUCCUAUCUCUGGUGGGAGCUUUCCUACUCUGCUGGAUCCCCUACAACAUCACUCUCUUCAUAGACAUCAUCUGCUACACAACGAAAGACUUUCUCAGAAACGUGUUUGUAGAUCAUAUUAAUUCUUUAAAAACGGCUGUGAAAGUCACCUCGGCUGUAAGCUGCAUCAGUGCCUGCCUCAGGCCUCCUCUAUAUUUUUUGUUUUGUGGAAACUUCCGGAAAGCAGUAUUUGGUGUCAUUAAAUGUGCUAAGGUUGAAGGCAAGAGCUCGCUGUGGGAGCUGGGCGUGGAGGUGCCACAUGACCAGUGUCACUCACAGGAAGAGAUGACGAGUGUAGAACAAGUAAAGCAAGUAAUGAUCAACAAAAAUCCCCCAGAGUGACUCAGACAUCACCUGAAGGACGUCCUGUUCAGAAAGGGGAAGUUUUAAAGCCAAAAGACUGGAAUGUGGAAAGUGGAUGUAUAUAAAG
This is a messenger RNA of Poecilia latipinna (sailfin molly), 1629 nucleotides long. RefSeq names its product C-X-C chemokine receptor type 3-like. The record is from RefSeq and is a predicted model, not a curated record. Lineage: Eukaryota; Metazoa; Chordata; Actinopteri; Cyprinodontiformes; Poeciliidae. Gene Ontology annotation, molecular function: C-C chemokine binding; C-C chemokine receptor activity. Gene Ontology annotation, cellular component: external side of plasma membrane; membrane. Gene Ontology annotation, biological process: positive regulation of cytosolic calcium ion concentration; G protein-coupled receptor signaling pathway; cell chemotaxis. The coding region runs from base 459 to 1541 and encodes 360 amino acids. The transcript has 3 exons.